AUCGUCGCCCCUGCUUCAACCUCACUGUCCUUCCUCUUCCUCUACCACCAACGACGACACCUUCCUACCCAUCAGUCCACCCCACGUGCGGCUUCCCGAGAGCUUUCCGCAACUCAACGACAUCCCAGGCGCAUAUCUGCCGACCUCACCAGCCGCCGCACACUCUUCGCCGACGAGACCUCCUCCGCCUCCACCAGAAAAGAAAGACGAGCUCGCAGACUUCAUAACAAUGGCCGAAUCACUCUCGCCGAUUGGCAUUGCCAAUCUCCCCAAUCAGCGCCAUAAGAUUGUCGCCAAGCGCGGCGCCGCCUUCACCAUCAUGGUUGCUGGCGAGUCCGGCCUGGGAAAGACCACCUUCAUCAACACUCUCUUCAGCACGACCAUCAAGAACUACGCCGAUCACCGCCGACGUCACGCUAAGCAGGUCGACAAGACGGUCGAGAUUGAAAUCACCAAGGCCGAGUUGGAGGAGAAGUUCUUCAAGGUCCGCUUGACGGUUAUCGACACUCCCGGAUUUGGCGACUACGUGAACAACAGAGACAGCUGGCAGCCAAUUAUAGAAUUCUUGGACGACCAGCAUGAGAGCUACAUGUUGCAGGAGCAGCAGCCAAAGAGAGCCGAGAAGAUCGAUCUCCGAGUGCACGCUUGCUUGUACUUCAUCCGCCCAACAGGUCACUCGUUGAAGCCUCUCGACAUUGAGGUGAUGAAGCGUCUGUGCACGCGCGUCAAUUUGAUCCCAGUGGUCGCAAAGGCGGAUACUCUUUCGCCAGCCGACCUCGCCAAGUUCAAGCACCGCAUCCGCAAUGUCAUCGAAGCCCAGGGCAUCAAAAUCUACACCCCACCUCUCGAGGAGGACGACGAAGCCGGUCUCCAGCACGCACGCAGCCUCAUCUCCGCCAUGCCCUUCUCCGUCAUCGGUUCCGAGCGCGAUGUCAACACUCCCGACGGCCGCACCGUCAAGGGUCGCCAAUACGCAUGGGGAGUCGCCGAGGUCGAGAACGAAGAGCACUGCGACUUCAAGAAGCUCCGCGCCAUUCUCAUCCGCACGCACAUGUUGGAUCUCAUCCACACGACCGAAGAGACCCACUACGAGGCCUACCGCGCACAACAGAUGGAGACGAGGAAAUUCGGCGAGGCACGCCCAAGAAAGUUGGACAACCCUAAAUUCAAGGAGGAGGAAGAGCAGCUUCGCAAGAGGUUCACGGAACAGGUCAAGGUUGAGGAACAGCGCUUCAGGCAGUGGGAGCAGAAGCUCAUCUCCGAGCGUGAUCGUCUGAACAAGGAUCUGGAGCAGAGCCAUGCUGUGAUUAAGCAGCUCGAGCUGGAAGUCGAGGGUCUGCAGGGUAGCAUGUCCCGUACUGGCAGACGCUAAACUGGCGUGGUGCUUGUGCUGGGCAGCGAAUGCGGGCUGUCGUCCGUCGAGUGUAUAGUAUGGUUAUUGUACUGGAGGGACAGAUC
Zymoseptoria tritici IPO323 is the source of this 1458-nucleotide messenger RNA. RefSeq names its product cdc12 like protein. The transcript is spliced from 4 exons. Gene Ontology annotation, cellular component: septin complex; septin ring; cytosol. The record is from RefSeq and is a predicted model, not a curated record. Lineage: Eukaryota; Fungi; Ascomycota; Dothideomycetes; Mycosphaerellales; Mycosphaerellaceae. Bases 230 to 1372 code for a protein of 380 amino acids. Gene Ontology annotation, biological process: cytoskeleton-dependent cytokinesis. Gene Ontology annotation, molecular function: molecular adaptor activity; GTP binding; GTPase activity.